GACAGGGCGGCCCGUUACUAAGCACUGCACCGCGUAGGGUCUGGCAGCGACGACAGCCACGGGCAUUGACAUAAGGAAUACUGCCAGCGUGAUAACAACACAGACAGUCCUAAAUACAGUAGGGGAUGGCAGUGAAUGUGUAUGCCACAUCGGUGUCCAUUGACAACCUGAGCCGACAUGACAUGCUGGCAUGGGUCAAUGAUUCCUUGCACCUCACCUACACCAAGAUCGAACAGCUCUGUUCAGGGGCAGCAUAUUGCCAGUUCAUGGACAUGUUGUUUCCAGGCUGCAUCCUGCUGAAGAAGGUCAAAUUUCAAGCCAAGCUGGAACAUGAAUUUAUACACAACUUUAAAGUUCUUCAGGCGGCCUUCAAAAGGAUGAGUGUUGACAAAAUAAUUCCCGUAGAAAAGCUUGUAAAAGGAAAGUUCCAGGACAACUUUGAAUUCGUGCAGUGGUUCAAAAAGUUCUUCGACGCCAACUACGAUGGGAAGGAGUAUGACCCUCUACAAGCCAGACAGGGGCAGGAUGUGGCCCCUCCCCCCAACCCAGGACCACAGAGGACAUCUCCAACAGUUCCCAAAAACAUGCCAACACCGCAGCGGGUCCAACACAACACUCCGGCUAUGAGGAAGAAUCCAUCUUUGUCUAGAAAUGGGGGCAGUGAUGCUGAGAUCAUGGAGCUAAAUCAACAGUUGAUGGAGUUGAAGUUGACUGUAGACGGCCUAGAGAAGGAGAGAGACUUCUAUUUCAGCAAACUACGGGACAUUGAGCUGAUCUGCCAGGAGCACGAGAGUGAAAACAACCCCAUCCUCAGCAGGAUAAUCGACAUUCUCUACGCAACAGAGGAUGGCUUUGCAGCCCCAGAUGAUGACGAUCUCGAUGAACAGGCUCACCUGGACCAGGACGAAUACUGAACUCCUCAUCCUCUCUCCCCUCCCCUGAACAUUUCUAUCUGCCCACCCCUCCUCCUCUUUGUCCUCAUUUUGUUUUCUACUCUCUCUGCACGCUCUCUAUGAAUACUCCCCAUUAUCCCUGCUCUCUUUGUCUUUUCCUUUCUCCCUCAUGUAUAUCUGUUCGACCCCCCCUUUCCUCCUCCCUCCCUCCCCCCCGCCCUCUGCCUGUCUUCAUACUGUACACGACAACUCUGUAUCAUUUGCUGCUCCUCCCUGCCGCCACUGACUCAGUAGCAACAACAAUAUUGAAUGACAUAUCCCAGUUAUUUUAGCAUGAGCAACACAGAAAAUUGAGCCAAGACAAGGUGAUGCGAGAUGUGGAGGUUUGACAUGGCAUACAGUGACCUUCGAGUCUGUAAAUAUGUGACCGGCGUUUUGAUUUCCGAGAGAACACCGUUUUUCCGCUCACCAUGGAGUUAUUUAUUUGCCUUUUGUGCGCUGUUUUACUUCUGUUACAGCACAGACAAACCCACUGCUCCAAUGUGCCACCAGGACACUCCCAGAGCUACUGAAGCUGCAGACAAAUCAGCAAGUGAUUUUUGAAACAACGGUUUCUUAUUUAUUUAACUUAUGUUUCAUUUAGAAUAACUCUCUGUAGCAAAAAUUUGGUGCAAAACACUACUGUACAUUAACCGAAACACUGAGGCCCGUUGUGUUAUUUCAGUUUUGGUUUGUGCUUGAGUCAGCAUAGAGCUUUUUGGUUUCUGUUUGGUAGGUUCAUGGCAUGUAGAAACAUUGAAGGAAAUAGUGAUAUAACAACUCAAGGCGUAUGAUCAGUGCUCUGUGAUUAUUCAUUAUUGAUCAGCAACAUAUCUGAGCAUGAGAAUGUUACACAUUGACUGUGAAUGAGUGACAUAUUUUGUAAAUGUAUUUUAUGUAGAGAUUUUGUCUUACGUCUCACGAUUCUGGUUAAUUGCCAAUGUAUUUAUUAGGCCGACAUGCAGUAGCCUACCAGUUUAAACAUCAGAGGUGGACCCUGAACACUGACAAUAUGGGCUUAGAUUGUAGCGGUUAAAAAAAAAAAAAAAGUUAUAUUCUAAAAUAAAAGGGAGCCUGACACUGAAUUAACAUAGACAAAUUGUCACAAGACAGACUUUGUCAUGUUUUUACUACUAAUCACACUGUGUUUAUGAUUUUGAUUUGCCGUAAAGAGUCGCCCAGCUAAUGGGCAUAUGAGUUCAAGUUAAUAAGGAAGCCAAUAUUAAGGGGUCUGUGACCAGUUCAGAAUGAUGCUGGUCGUCAUUAGCAUCUAGUUAUUAAACUACGGGAGUCUCCUCGUCCUUCCCCUGCUGCUUUUACUUUGCAAACUGACCGAUGUCUGCUCUGGAACUCGCAUUCAUUGACCAUGUAAAUGUUUGCAGAACACUCAUCUUUUGAGUUUUGAGUAAAUAAACAGUUGUGAAAUAAAAA
Molecule: messenger RNA, 2363 nt
Organism: Myripristis murdjan (pinecone soldierfish)
Lineage: Eukaryota; Metazoa; Chordata; Actinopteri; Holocentriformes; Holocentridae
Gene: mapre3a
Product: microtubule-associated protein, RP/EB family, member 3a
Exons: 7
Coding region: 126-914 (262 amino acids)
Molecular function (GO): microtubule binding
Source: RefSeq, a predicted model, not a curated record